AUGGAAAACGAGAUUGUCUUCUGUCAGACACACAUAGACUUCUAUAUGGAUGACUCGGGCUUAAGCUACUCCUGUCCUGUGUUCUCCAUAUUUGGAAACACAAAGUCCGGAAGGCCUGUUCGAGUGCUCGCCAGGAACUUCUUCCCCUACUUCUAUGUGGAGCCUUCAAAUGGCAAGGAGUACAAGGAAGAGGACAUAAAGGAAUCUGUUCAGAGACUCGAUGUCAAGGCAACGAUAUUGGAGGUUGAGGCCGUUAUGAAGCAAUCCAUACUGGGAUACACAGAGGGAAAGACAAGGGUCUACAGGCUGACUCUCAACACACCCCAUGUUUCUACAGCCUUGAAGGUAUUGCUCGAGAGCGGGAUAUCUGUUAAGGGCGAGAAGGUUAGGUUCCGGGUAUACGAGAGCAACUUUCCUUUUGUGCUGAGAUUCAUGUGUGAUCUUGGGAUUGUCGGGAUGAGCUAUCUUAGGGUAAACAGGUAUGAGAUUCUGGAUGCAGACCAUCUGACGGUAAGUGCAUCCUACGAAUCCCUGGAAUCCCUGCCUCUUGAAGGAGGUUAUGUCGUCCUUCCUCCUCUUAAGGUGUUGAGCAUAGACAUUGAGUGUGUGAGUGCAGGAAACGGUUUCCCGUCCUCGAAGUGCGAUCCCAUAAUACAAAUAGGAAAUACGCUGAUGCUGUUUGGAGAUAACAGCUAUGCAUCCCAGGAUAUCUUUUGCCUGAAGGAAACCACUGGGAUUCCUGGUGUCAACGUCCAUUGGUAUGAGACGGAAAAGGAGCUCCUGGAGAGUUGGAAAAAGUACUUCAUGGAGCUUGAUCCUGACGUCAUUGUGGGAUACAACGUGAAGGGAUUCGACAUUCCGUAUAUUCUUAGCAGGGGAGAGAUUCUUGGAAUUGAGAGCUUUUCUGUUCUUGGAAGGUCAAGAAAGAAGGCGAGGACGAGGGAUACGACGAUGUCCAGCAACAUGUUUGGAUCCAUAACGACCACAGAGGUGGAGAUUGACGGACGGCUGAUCAUAGACAUGAUGGUUGUGAUACGGAGGGACUUCAAGCUUCGGAGCUAUUCACUAAACUCUGUUAGUAUCCACUUUCUCAAAGAGCAGAAAGAAGAUGUUCCAUACUCCUCUAUUGGAGAGCUCCAGUCGAAGAACAAGGACACCCGGAGGAGGAUAGCCUCGUAUUGUCUGAGGGACACCGUCCUGCCCCUCCGGCUGUUCAACACCUUGAAUGUGCUAAUCAACUACACAGAACUGUCGAGGGUCACGGGCACUCCUAUUGAGUACUUUUUUACAAGAGGAAUGGCCAUCAAGAUAUUUACACUUGUGUAUAGAGCAGCAAGCAAAGAGGACUUUAUGAUUCCUGACAUCGAUCCCUUCGAGUCGAACAAGACGUUUGAGGGGGGGUUUGUGAUAGAGCCCAGAAAGGGAUUCUACAACAAGCCGGUGUCCGUGAUGGACUUCAGCUCUCUGUAUCCUUCGAUAAUGAUUAGCCACAAUCUCUGCUACACCACACUGCUUACAAAGGAGCAAUACAGGAUCCUGGGAGGAACAAAAACGCCAACGGGCAACUACUUCUGCAGUGCCGAGAGAAAGAAAGGACUCCUCCCAAGAAUUCUGACUGACCUGCUAACUUCGAGGAAGAGGAUAAAGGAGGAGCUUGAGAGAGAGAAAGACUCAGCACUGAGGGCGUGUCUCAACGGAAGACAGUUGGCUUUCAAGCUUUGUGCAAAUUCGCUGUAUGGAUUCACAGGGGCAUCCAGGGGGAAGCUUCCCUGCUUUGAGAUAUCGCAGAGUGUUACUGGGUUUGGAAGAGAGAUGAUAAUAUUGACGAAGAAGUUGAUUGAGGAGAACUUUUCCCGGAAAAAUGGAUAUACCCAUGACUCUGUUGUGAUCUAUGGCGACACAGACUCUGUUAUGGUUGACUUCGACGAGCAAGACAUAGAAAAGGUUUUCAAGAUGAGCAAGGAGAUAUCCGAGUUCAUAACCAGUAAGUUUGUGAAGCCUGUGUCCCUGGAGUUUGAGAAGGUUUACUAUCCAUACCUGCUCAUCAACAAAAAGAGAUAUGCUGGGCUUCUCUACUCGAAUCCUGAGAAUCCAAGCAAGAUAGACACAAGAGGGAUUGAGACGGUGAGGAGGGAUAACUGUAGACUGGUCAAGGAAGUUGUUGAGACUGUGUUGGAAAUGAUUCUCUACCAAAAGAAUGUUGAGAAGGCUAAGCAGUUUGUCAAGGAUGCUGUAAGGGACCUGUACCUGGGAAGGACUGAUCUGAGUCUCCUGGUGAUUUCCAAGUCGCUGACGAAGGCAGGAGAUAAGUAUGAGAGUAAGCAAGCGCACGUACAACUAGCCGAGAAGCUUAGGAAGAGGGACGAGAGUACGGCGCCUGUACUCGGAGACAGGGUUCCAUAUGUGAUAGUAAGGAAGGAGAAGGGUGCUGCCGCACACGAGAAGAGCGAGGAUCCUGUGUAUGUGUUGGAAAACAAUCUUCCCAUAGAUACGGAGUACUAUAUUUCGCAGCAAAUCUCAAAGCCGCUGAGCAGGAUAUUCGAGCCAAUCAUGGACAAUGUCCAGGAGCUGUUCAGAGGAGAUCACACCCGGAUUGCGGCGUCAACAGGUCUAAAGGGGCCGAUGAACACGUUUCUGAAGCCUACAGAUACCUGUGUUGGGUGCAGAGCAGAAGGAAGGAUCAUAUGCAUCAAUUGUGUGAAGGAUUUCCAUGUCCAUCUACAGAAGAUGCAGCGGGAGGUAGAAGACAAGAAAGAAAAGCUCAAUAGCUGCUGGGUAGAGUGUCAAAGAUGCCAGGGGAGCAUCCAUAACCAAGUUCUGUGUGUCAACAGAGACUGCCCAAUCUUCUACAUGAGAACAAAAGUGAAGAAGGAGCUUGUCCCCCUUAAUGACAGGCUUAGAAAACUGAGGUCCUUUGAUUGGUGA
This is a messenger RNA of Encephalitozoon cuniculi GB-M1, 2925 nucleotides long. RefSeq lists its product as uncharacterized. Bases 1 to 2925 code for a protein of 974 amino acids. Gene Ontology annotation, biological process: DNA-templated DNA replication; base-excision repair, gap-filling; nucleotide-excision repair, DNA gap filling. Gene Ontology annotation, cellular component: delta DNA polymerase complex. Lineage: Eukaryota; Fungi; Microsporidia; Unikaryonidae. The record is from RefSeq and is marked provisional. The transcript has a single exon. Gene Ontology annotation, molecular function: nucleotide binding; 3'-5'-DNA exonuclease activity; DNA-directed DNA polymerase activity.